ACAAUAUAAAAGGGGGACACAGUAGGUGAAGGUCUGCACACCAGGGGCUCUCUCUUGUGACACCAAACCACAAGGCCAACUCUCAGAAGGCAGAGCUUCGCCAUGCCCAGCCCAGCACUUCUGUGUUUCCUGGUCUUCCUGGCCGGGGUAGGAGCCAGCCGACACCAGAGCACCCUGUCUGAGGACAACUGCACCCACUUCUCAGUCAGCCUGCCCCACAUGCUCCGAGAGCUCCGAGCUGCCUUCGGCAAGGUGAAGACGUUCUUUCAAACCAAGGACGAGCUGCACAGCAUAUUGUUGACUAGGUCCUUGCUGGAGGACUUUAAGGGUUACCUGGGUUGCCAAGCCUUGUCCGAGAUGAUCCAGUUUUAUUUGGAGGAGGUGAUGCCCCAGGCUGAGAACGAGGACCCAGACAUCAAACAGCACGUGAACUCCCUGGGAGAAAAGCUGAAGACCCUCCGGCUGAGACUGCGGCGCUGUCAUCGAUUUCUGCCCUGUGAAAACAAGAGCAAGGUGGUGGAGCAGGUGAAGAGUACCUUUAGUAAGCUCCAAGAGAAAGGUGUCUACAAAGCCAUGGGUGAGUUUGACAUCUUCAUCAACUACAUAGAAGCUUACAUGACAAUGAAGAUGAAAAUCUGAAACAUGGUGGGGAACGAAACAUCCAGGAUGCAACUCUUCUGGACUCUAGGACAUAAAUUGGAGAUCUACAAAAUCCUACUCAGGGAUAUGGGACAACCAAACAGCUCCUUGGAGAACCCGGUCAUACCUCUCUCUUAGAAUAUUUAUUACUUCUGAUACCUCAACUCCCAUUUGUAUUUAUUUACUGAGCUUCUCUGUGAACUAUUUAGAAAGAAGCCCAAUAUUAUAAUUUUUUUCAAUAUUUAUUUUUUUUCACCUGUGUGUAAGCUGUUUAUGUAGGGUGAUACCCUAUGAUAUUUGAGUAUUUUAAGAGAAAUUGUAACUUAUAUAAGGAAAAAAAUGUUUCUUGGGGAGCCUACUGAUGCUUCCAUUCCAAGCCUGACCAUACUUAUAGCUGUUGAGCUAUUGUUCCUGACCUCCCUAUAAUUUCUCUGGGCCUGGGGCUCCUAGAGUAUUGUAAAGACUCUUACCCUCUUAGGAGGAGAAACUAGGGAGCCCCUUUGAUAAUUAAUAUUCCAGUGGCUCACAGGGAUUCCCUUGACCUCAUUCCUCAACCUCUUCAUUCUUGAAAGCUGUGUCCUGCUUGUUAUUUUAUAACAACCUAAAGUUGGUUCUAAUAGAACUCAGUUUUAACUAGAAGCAAUUCAAUUCCUCUGGGAAUGUUACAUUGUUUGUCUGUCUUCAUAGCAGAUUUUAAUUUUUAAUAAAUAAAUGAGUCUUAUUAAAAUUAUG
Molecule: messenger RNA, 1371 nt
Organism: Lynx canadensis (Canada lynx)
Lineage: Eukaryota; Metazoa; Chordata; Mammalia; Carnivora; Felidae
Gene: IL10
Product: interleukin 10
Exons: 5
Coding region: 103-639 (178 amino acids)
Biological process (GO): immune response
Cellular component (GO): extracellular region
Molecular function (GO): cytokine activity
Source: RefSeq, a predicted model, not a curated record